Aphanomyces astaci is the source of this 1053-nucleotide messenger RNA. RefSeq lists its product as hypothetical. The record is from RefSeq and is a predicted model, not a curated record. The coding region runs from base 24 to 746 and encodes 240 amino acids. Lineage: Eukaryota; Oomycota; Saprolegniomycetes; Saprolegniales; Verrucalvaceae. The transcript is spliced from 6 exons.
UGCCAACCCAAAACGUCGCCAGGAUGGGGUCGCACGCCGAAGGCAAUGCCAUGAGCAUAUUCUACGCAAGGAAGACAGCGCGAAAUUCACUCUUGGUCCAUCGGCAUAAGCCCUUGGAGUCCCUGUCGAGCGACGAGUACCUCGAGCGGACCGGUGUGAAACUCUUUGCCGAGGACGCGAUCAAGCAGCUCGUUUUAGACAGGUCCGACAACGCCGUGCGGUCCUUUGAGCGGUACUUUUCCAGCGUCGUGAUGCAGUCCCAUGUCGAAGGUCGAAAGUUUGAAUUCGUCAAUGCCAACGUGCGCAAUCGGGUGGCGUUCAUCUCGUACUUGGAGCAAAACUUUUCCAGUGUGGACGACAACACAGAACUGACAGUCGAAGACAUGCACCAGCUCUUAGCCUUGCGUUGCCCUGGGUUUCCUCGCCACGUAAUGAGUCAGGCCACGGCGCACAUUGACAUUACCCGCGGACCCAAGAUCCACUUUCGGCGUCUCUUCACAUGCUUCAAAGCGUGUUUUGUGUACAACGAAUUCCUCCGGUACACCCACGACAUUUACGGUCAAGUGCUCCAGGGCGACACCAAGAAGGCGCUGGACUCGGUCCUCACGGAGAUUCAAACGUCCGACCGGCGGCGAAGCAGCGUCAUCGCAGCCAAAUUCGGAGAGAAAAUCGUGCUCCAGUUGCAAGCGGCGCACACGUCGACGUCCGAGCAGUUCGUUGUGCCACCGAUCGAGAUUGCUUUGUAGCUUCAAUCACGUUUGAUGUGAUGCUAGGUUCUUCAUGCCGCCCAUGUCGUUGCUCGAAGUGUGUGUGUACACGUCCGUGUCAUUCAAGCAAUUCUGUGGGGCGUUCUUGGAGCAUCACGUCGUGGAAGCGGGAAUCCACGACCUGCAACUUGCCUAUGAAAAGAUGGCCAACGUGGCUUUUCGAUCGGCCAAUGGCAUCCACGAUGACAUGGAACAGCAGAAGGAAAUGCUCAAGAAGCGCCGGUCGUCCAAGUCCAAGAAAGGCUUUGCGUAACAUGCCUAAAUAUAACGAGUGUCUCAAGCUACC